CUCUUUCUCUCGCAUUCAUUUUCGUUCUCUCUUCUUCGCCAAUACAAAUCCUCACAUUUUGAGCUACAAAAUUUUCAAGUCAUGAUGGAGCGGAAGAAGUAUCCGAUUGGAGCGGAGCAUUACACGCUCUAUGAAGAGGUCGGUUGUGGCGUCAGCGCCUCGGUUCAUCGUGCUCUGUGUAUUCCUUUCAGUGAGGUUGUUGCUAUCAAGAUUCUUGAUUUCGAACGUAACAAUAGUGAUCUGAGUAAUAUUUCUCGUGAAGCACAGACAAUGGUCUUGGUUGACCAUCCUAAUGUGCUUAAAUCACACUGCUCCUUUGUUAGUGACCAUAAUCUGUGGGUUGUUAUGCCGUUUAUGGCGGGGGGAUCUUGUCUUCACAUGCUGAAGGCUGCAUAUCCUGAUGGAUUUGAGGAAGUGGCUAUAGCAACCAUACUCCGUGAGGUAUUGAAGGGUUUAGAAUAUCUCCAUCAUCAUGGACACAUACACCGAGAUGUCAAAGCUGGGAAUAUUCUCAUGGAUGCACGUGGUGGAGUGAAGCUUGGCGAUUUCGGUGUUUCUGCUUGCCUUUUUGAGUCUGGUGAUAGACAACGCAUGAGGAAUACUAUUGUUGGAACACCUUGCUGGAUGGCACCUGAGGUUAUGGAGCAGUUACACGGUUAUGACUUUAAGGCUGAUAUCUGGUCAUUUGGUAUAACUGCAUUAGAGCUUGCCCAUGGCCAUGCUCCUUUCUCAAAAUAUUCUCCAAUAAAGGUACUGCUUAUGACCUUGCAAAACGCACCUCCUGGCCUUGAUUAUGAAAGAGAUAGGAAGUUCUCUAAGUCUUUUAAGCAGAUGAUUGCUAGUUGCUUGGUGAAAGAUCCUUCAAAAAGGCCUUCUGCAAAGAAGUUAUUAAAGCAUUCCUUUUUCAAACAAGCGAGGUCAAAUGAUUAUAUAGCACGAACGCUUUUGGAGGGGCUGCCUGCUCUUGGUGAUCGUAUUAAGGCAUUGAAGAGAAAGGAAGAAGAUAUGCUUGCACAGAAGAAAAUGCCAGAUGGGCAAAAGGAGGAAAUAUCACAGAAUGAAUAUAAACGAGGGAUUAGUGGUUGGAACUUCAACCUUGAAGAUAUGAAGGCUCAAGCUUCCCUGAUCCAAGAUGAGGACAUGGUAUCUGAUAACAGUCAAGCAGGGAGCUCGAGUUUUUUGUCUAGCCUUGACACCACGCAAGAGAAACAAUUAGAGAGCCAAGUUGCAGAUUUGGCUGACAAUGAUCUGGUGCAGAAUCCUCAUCAGUCAGGUGACUCAACAAUUGUCAUUACCAAAGUUAGAUAUGAUAAAUCCGAUGAUGACUCCAGCAUAGCGAGUCCAUGUUUUGAACAAUAUGCUAUGCCAAAUACCUCACCCCAUCUUGAUGAUUGCAAUCAAAAAAGUUUGCGUGAAAUGCCUUCUUUAGAGAUCAGUGUAAAGAAUCUGGAGAGUACUGCUGUUCCUGCUCUCCAAAUAAAUGGGAGUUCAUCAUUCAACAUCACAGAAAGUAUUGUUUCUCCGGUUAGCAAAGAGAGUGAUAAGUUACAAAAUCAGCUUCAAAACAGUUCAUACUGCAACGGAACAGCAACAUCUCCAGCAGCAGAGGGUUUACAUAAUGAAAUUCCUUCAAAAGGGUCUAAAUCAUCAGCAAACAAUGAUGAACUUGAUGAGAAAGCAAAACCACCAGUUAUUCAGCAAAAGGGACGCUUUAAGGUUACAUCUGAGAAUGUGUACUUGGAAAAGGUGGCACCAUCUCCUACAUUGCAAAAGAGUCACAGUUUGCAGGUGCUUACUCAACAUCCUGCUUUAACUACUUUAUCUACACCAUCAGAUGUUAUGCAACCAAGUCUUUCUGGCAAUUCUCUUUUCCCGCUGUUGAAUUCUGUACUGCAGACAAAUCUUCUUCAAAGGGAGAGUAUUCUUGGUCUAAUGAAGCAAAUCUCAGUUGGAGACUCAACAGCUAAUCGUGCAGUUGAUGGAAGCGGAACAUCAACAAAUAUGGCUUCAGGAGAAAGAUCUUUGCUGGAAGCAUCUCAUGAGAGGGAGAAGGAGUUGCUUCAUGAAAUAACCGAGUUGCAAUGGAGGCUCAUAUGUGCCCAAGAUGAACUUCAAAAAUAUAAAACAGAAAACGCUCAGGUAUAAUACCAUUUCCAACCGGUGCUCAAAUGGACCUAGAUCAAACAAUUAAACAUUAAACAAAACUAAAAAGGAAAGAAAAAGGAACAGUAUACGAAGAUGCAUUAGUAGCACAGUGUUAUUUCUUUGUGUUAUAGGUUUGUAUGAAGUUGUAGGUUUGGUUUAAAUAGAAAUUUCCAACUGGAUGCCGAAUCACCAAAUGACAUCUAAUAUUUGUACAUGAUUUUUAUAUUUGUGUAGUUCAGCAUGUAAGUUUAUAAAUGUAACAACCAAA
Molecule: messenger RNA, 2413 nt
Organism: Pistacia vera
Lineage: Eukaryota; Viridiplantae; Streptophyta; Magnoliopsida; Sapindales; Anacardiaceae
Product: serine/threonine-protein kinase BLUS1
Exons: 21
Coding region: 82-2145 (687 amino acids)
Biological process (GO): protein phosphorylation
Molecular function (GO): ATP binding; protein serine/threonine kinase activator activity; protein kinase activity
Source: RefSeq, a predicted model, not a curated record